AUGGACAAUGGAAUGUUCUCUAGCUUUAUCAUGAUCAAAAACCUCCUUCUCUUUUGUAUUUCCAUGAACUUAGCCAGUCACUUUGGCUUUUCACAAAUGCCAACCAGCUCUGUAAAAGCGGAGACCGAUGACAACAUCACGAUAUUCACCAGGAUCCUGGAUGGGCUGCUAGAUGGUUACGACAACAGACUGAGGCCCGGGCUCGGAGAGCGUAUCACUCAGGUGAGAACGGACAUCUACGUCACCAGCUUCGGCCCCGUGUCCGACACGGAAAUGGAAUACACCAUCGACGUGUUUUUCCGACAAAGCUGGAAAGACGAGAGGCUUCGGUUUAAAGGGCCCAUGCAGCGCCUUCCUCUCAACAAUCUCCUCGCCAGCAAAAUCUGGACUCCAGACACGUUCUUCCACAACGGGAAGAAGUCCAUCGCCCACAACAUGACCACGCCGAACAAGCUGCUGCGCUUGGAGGACGACGGCACGCUGCUCUACACCAUGCGCUUGACCAUCUCUGCAGAGUGCCCAAUGCAACUUGAAGACUUCCCAAUGGAUGCCCAUGCCUGCCCUCUGAAAUUUGGCAGCUACGCAUAUCCUAAUUCCGAAGUCGUCUAUGUCUGGACCAACGGCACCGCCAAGUCAGUGGUGGUGGCAGAAGACGGCUCCAGGCUGAACCAGUACCACCUCAUGGGGCAGACCGUGGGCACGGAGAACAUCAGCACCAGCACAGGUGAAUACACAAUCAUGACAGCUCAUUUCCAUCUGAAGAGGAAGAUUGGGUACUUUGUCAUCCAGACCUACCUCCCCUGCAUAAUGACCGUGAUCUUGUCACAAGUGUCCUUUUGGCUGAACCGAGAAUCAGUUCCCGCCAGGACAGUGUUUGGGGUGACCACGGUGCUGACCAUGACGACCCUCAGCAUCAGUGCCCGGAACUCUCUGCCCAAAGUGGCUUACGCAACAGCCAUGGACUGGUUCAUAGCCGUGUGUUACGCCUUUGUGUUCUCUGCGCUGAUCGAGUUUGCCACUGUCAACUAUUUCACAAAGAGAGGCUGGGCCUGGGAUGGAAAAAAAGCCUUGGAAGCAGCCAAGAUUAAGAAAAAGGAGCGUGAACUUACAAUAAAUAAGUCAACAAAUGCUUACACUACUGGGAAGAUGACCCACCCCCCAAACAUCCCGAAGGAGCAGACCCCUGCAGGGACCACAAAUGCCUCUUCAGCCUCAGUUAAACCUGAAGACAAGACUUCUGAAAACAAAAAGACUUACAACAGCAUCAGCAAGAUUGACAAAAUGUCCCGAAUUAUAUUCCCAGUUCUGUUUGGCACUUUCAACCUCGUCUACUGGGCAACAUAUUUGAAUAGGGAGCCGGUGAUUAAAGGGGCUACCUCUCCAAAGUGA
This is a messenger RNA of Dama dama (fallow deer), 1389 nucleotides long. It is a transcript of the gene GABRA5, whose product is annotated as gamma-aminobutyric acid type A receptor subunit alpha5. The record is from RefSeq and is a predicted model, not a curated record. NCBI's taxonomy places the organism in Eukaryota, Metazoa, Chordata, Mammalia, Artiodactyla, Cervidae. Gene Ontology annotation, molecular function: inhibitory extracellular ligand-gated monoatomic ion channel activity; transmitter-gated monoatomic ion channel activity involved in regulation of postsynaptic membrane potential; GABA-gated chloride ion channel activity. Gene Ontology annotation, cellular component: neuron projection; postsynapse; GABA-A receptor complex. The transcript is spliced from 9 exons. Gene Ontology annotation, biological process: chloride transport; synaptic transmission, GABAergic; nervous system process. The coding region runs from base 1 to 1389 and encodes 462 amino acids.